Messenger RNA from Octodon degus (degu), 825 nucleotides. It is a transcript of the gene Lzic, whose product is annotated as leucine zipper and CTNNBIP1 domain containing. The record is from RefSeq and is a predicted model, not a curated record. The transcript has 7 exons. Gene Ontology annotation, molecular function: beta-catenin binding. Gene Ontology annotation, biological process: negative regulation of Wnt signaling pathway. Gene Ontology annotation, cellular component: beta-catenin destruction complex; cytosol; nucleus. The coding region runs from base 125 to 697 and encodes 190 amino acids. NCBI's taxonomy places the organism in Eukaryota, Metazoa, Chordata, Mammalia, Rodentia, Octodontidae.
CCCGGACGCCAGCGAGGGAAACACAGCGGCCGCGCGCUCAUUGGCUGCAGGACCGGAAGUGGGUGCGUCAGGCGGAAGUGCUCCUCCGCGCGGUCCGGCGGCCGGGGCUCGCAGAAGGAUUAGAAUGGCUUCCAGAGGAAAGACAGAGACCAGCAAAUUGAAGCAGAAUUUAGAAGAGCAGCUGGACAGACUCGUGCAGCAGUUACAAGAUCUGGAGGAGUGCAGGGAGGAACUUGACACGGAUGAAUAUGAAGAGACCAAAAAGGAAACGCUGGAGCAGCUGAGUGAAUUUAAUGAUUCACUGAAGAAAAUCAUGUCUGGAAAUAUGACUUUGGUGGACGAGCUCAGCGGAAUGCGGCUGGCUAUUCAGGCGGCCAUCAGCCAAGCCUUUAAAACCCCAGAGGUCAUCAGAUUGUUCGCAAAGAAGCAACCUGGUCAGCUUCGGACAAGGUUAGCAGAGAUGGACAGAGAUCUGAUGGUGGGCAAGCUGGGGAGAGAGCUGUACACUCAGCAGAAAGUGGAGAUCCUCACAGCCCUCCGCAAGCUUGGAGAGAAGCUGACUGCAGAUGACAAGGCCUUCCUGUCCGCCAAUGCCGGUGCUGUCCUCAGCCAGUUUGAGAAAGUCUCUUCUGACCUUGGCUCUGGAGACAAGGUCCUUGCUCUGGCAAGUUGUGAGGUUGAAAAAGCAAAAAAGUGACAUGAUUUGGCACCUGGUGACGUCGAUUACAUUCUUACUGCAGAUGGUGGGUUUCUUCUGAGGAUUCUGAAUUGUUGCAAUGAAGUAGAGAUUCCUAACAUGGAUGUACACCCUCAGAACGGGUGACA